This is a messenger RNA of Hyposmocoma kahamanoa, 2277 nucleotides long. RefSeq lists its product as uncharacterized. Bases 84 to 1283 code for a protein of 399 amino acids. The record is from RefSeq and is a predicted model, not a curated record. NCBI's taxonomy places the organism in Eukaryota, Metazoa, Arthropoda, Insecta, Lepidoptera, Cosmopterigidae. The transcript is spliced from 6 exons.
AGUAGUAUUUUAAUAUUUUUAGUUGUAAACGACGAUGUGAGUUUGUGGAAUCCAUAUUCCUUGUGGUUGAAACUAGGUCCACAAUGACCGCUCAAAAAUGUGUUGUGGAGGGCUGCAACCUGGAAUACGAUGUGAUCUGCAGCUUCUCCUUUUACAACGUGAACAUAGCAACGGACGCUGAGGGCAAACGGCAGGAUUGGAUCGAGGGCGCUAUGCACGAGGAGAGUGAGUGUCUUUGGAGACAUGUCAGCCUGCAACUUUGUGGCUAUCAUUUCGAGCUGGACGCCCAGGGUCUAUGGAUCGACUCGCCGAUGCUACCAGAGCUGCUGGCCAGCCAGGAGAAGCCGGCGCCAGUCGUGCAGUCACCCGCUGACAAGCAAGCGGUGGAGGUAAUACGGCUGGACCACAACUACAGCGCGGAGCCCUCGGCUCAGCAGCAGCCUGAAGUCUCGAGGCUCAACGUGAGACAACUCGUUGACACGCUUGGCUACUUGUCAUUGAAGAACCUACAGCGCAAGCAGUUAUGGGUGGUAAAGGUGGAGACCGACAAGGCUGAAGCCUCUAUUACGCAAUCGGAGCAGGUCAUCACGAAGAUGGGUGACCCUAAGCAGAUUAUUGAGAUAAUACCACAGACUUCAACAUCUGAAGAACCAGCGGCAGAGGUACAACCAGAAACGAGUGGACAAGGGGAAACACUCCAAUUAAUGGACGACUCCACAAUCUCAGACAACUUCAUAUAUGAAAUCGCAGAAGAACAAGAAAUCACCAUGGAAGAAGUCAAAGAAAUACCGUCAGAAAAUAAAGAAUGGACGGUUAACAUUAUACCAGAUGAAAGUAAACCUAAAUACGCGUAUAUAAAACAUUGUGCAACAGGCAAAAAGAAGCGGCAUUUCACAGCCGAUAUGAACGAAAUUACCUUGCAGGGUGAUUUUGAAAAUUAUUACAUUCUGCCCGAUGUUGAUCCAUCGGUUGGCGUAGAAAUAACAACAAGUUAUGAACCAGAAAAUUAUAUUGUUGAAGAUUAUCAACACUUAGUACUCGAAGAAAGACCCAAGAAGAGACCUAGGGAGUCUGAUCCCAAUAAACCGAAAAGGAGUAAGAAGAAAAUAACUCCUAUGCGUGACCAGGUGAAACAAAUCCAGAUAAAAAAUGAACUAGGCGAGGAUUGGGUAAUUCAGAACGAUAUUGUCUACGAUCAGGACGGUUCUGAUGAUUUCGAUGACAAAAAGGGCAGGGUAAGACGAAAAAAUAAAAAAUACCUUGGCUACGAUUUUGUUACCUAAGAAACAAGAUUUCUUUUGUAAAAAAAUGUCGGUAUUUGAUUUUGUGUGCAUUCUUUUUUUUUUGUUUCGAACUGUCAAUUUGUCAUUUUUAAAAAUUUAGAACUUUAACCAGGUAUCACUCGAGGUGUGAUAAACAAUGGCCAAGUAGUUUAGGCUAGUCGCCGCUAGAUGUCGUUGAACCGUUUCUUGUGUAUUUCCUGAGACGCGCUAUUAAGUUGUUAUCGAAAUUUAUAUAAAUGUCGAGAGAUUUAGUAUUUUUUGGGUCAUUAUUUGGGACUCUAUACGCGGUUCUUUGGAUUGUGUGUUUAGUACGGCGCGAAGUGGGCUGCGUUUGACCAUUCCGACACCAAAGGAGCAGCGGGCCGUUGCUAAAGGCGCUUCGAUUUGUAUAUCGUUGUAAUUGAAGCUGUAAAGUUUACAGUCAGGAGCACAUCGUGUUUGAUACUUUGGAUUUCCUGUAUUGGCCCUAUACCUGGCGCAAAAAUUAUUGAUAUUUUGACAGUUAUUUUUUAAGAAUAUGAUCAAGUGGGGUAAGAAGAACAUCCUUUGUUUUGAGCUCCAGGAAGAACAGUUAUAGUGUUUUAUGUAUACCUUGUGUUCUCAAGAAUUCACAACUGUCAUGUUUGCUUGUUUCCGCCUUUUGAAUUUGGAGCAUCGUAGCGACAUCUCUUUAAAAUAGUUUAAACUAUACUCCGCUCAACUUUUGACGUAUAUGCAUAGCUUCCGAAGUUCCGUAAUUAUUGACAUACAACCAUAGACAAAAAAUGCAAUACUUCCUGGACUCUUUUAUUUAUUAAUUUUUAGUGACGCGACGAAAUUUAGUGAAGCAGCAGUUUAUCCGAUAUUUAUCGAGCCAACACAUGAUGUAACGAAGACAACUUCAAUAGUUGAUAAAUUUUGGUAUCUGUCUAAUAAAUUAUAAUGAAAUGAAAUAAAUAACGAUCCUAAUCAGACAAUUCUUUUUUGAACCCGCUCACAUUCACGAUUUAAACUU